CUGUAGCAUGUGAGGGAGUGAUGCAAUCAAAGACUCCAUCACAUCAUAUUUCAAAUGCUCAAUUAUUCACUGAAUGGUAGGGUCUCCACCUUGCUUCCUGUACCUAUAUUUUAAUUUACUUGAAAGAAAUUACAGUGCUGUGAAUGCCUGGUCAGAUUAAACAGAUGUGUGUCACAGCUACCUGCCAAGUCUCAGGGAAGAUGAGCAGCAGCAAAGGCAGGAGAAACAAGAAAAGAUCAAGACACAAUUCACUUGACCCACAGUUAUGUCUAAAAAUACCAGCUAUACUGAUCUCAAAGGAGAGUGAAAUAUGGGAAGGAAGGUUAUUCCAAAAUGGUGAACAAGCAGAUCAAGGAUUUAUUUUAAAAAGUUAAGAAUAUGGACAAAAGGAUAACCCUCAGACAGCAGCACACACAUCAGGGUGUGAAAGCAGUGCCCUGAAGGACCAGAAUCCACUGCAUAUUACAAUUCUCUUUUUUUUAUCCAUAUCCAGAGAGCUUUCUGCCAAUUUUGCACUUACAGACUGGUUUUAGAAAAGAUCACAUGUGAACAUAACAUAUGCUGCACAAUUUUAUUGUUGAAUCUUGAGAAAAAAAGGCGUAUGCAAGUCCUUAUCACUGUGUUUCAGUAUUUAAAGGGUGGUUACAAAGAAGAUGGAGGAUCCCUUUUUACAAGGAGUCUAUGGAAAAAAUGAGCAGCAAUAGGUACAAUAUACUCCUUGGGAAAUUCUGACUGUGCACAAGGGGAUAACUUUUCACAACAAGAACAAUCUGCUAUUGGAAUAAUCUCCCCAGGAGAGCAGUGUGUUUGCCAGCAUUGGGGGACACUUAAGAUUUGGCUGCAGAGGGUGCUGAGCUUCUUUUAGACCAUGCUUUUGCCUUGAGAGGUUGGUUGGACCAGAUGAUCCUCGAGGUCUUUCCAACUUGGUAUUGCACAAUUGUUAAAACCUGUCUCACACAUCCACAAGCUGCAUAAAUCUUGUGGAGGCUCUCGGUGCCAGCCAGCUCUGUGGGUUAACAAUAGGAGAGACAUUUAUCACCGAGGUAUCUUGCAAAAUAUUUUGGAGCCUUUGCAAUCCCAUGCAGCCUAAGUGAGCGGAACUCCUUGUGUUACUUUAUUUCUCAUGCAUCUUCCUUUCUGUUAAAAGAUGGAAAACUGAAGUAUCUUGUCCCCAGAGGAAGAAAUAUGCCUCUCAGUGACCAACUGACCAGAGAGUCCCUUCCACAUGCUGUGCUGAACUUCAUCCCCAGCAAUGCUUGUGACGUGGAGCUGUCAUGUGGGGAUUGCUGGGGAAACCGCAUCUCCCACAGAUGCAUUAAAAAUUCCCCUGUGGCCCCAGGGAAGCAGGAGUGAAUCCCAUUUCUGUCUCAGAUAAAGGUGGCUAGAGAGCAGCUCUGCCUUACUGCUGUGAGGUGAGCUCUGCACACCUCUGAACAGCCUCUUAGGAGCAAAACCCAACCAAUAAAGAGGGGAGAUAAAUACUGGCUUUGCUGGGACUCUGCUGGCUGUCAUCAGCCGCUCUUGCACAAGCGAGUCUGGGAGUUGUCACAGCAGCACAUUUUUGCCUCUGGCAUGUAAAGUGCAAGGGAUGCUGUCUUGUUAAACAGUUUUCUGUUCUUUUAGGGGAUUUUUGUACCUCCUCAGCCACAAAGGACUGACUUUGCUUCACUUAAAAAAGUUCAAAUGUCGUAAAUACUUUGAUGUAAAGUAUUUUAUGGAUUUUGGCCUCAGGAAUGGCAUUUUGACUCAUUGUAUUUCAGUGAGACAUUAAAAAAGCAUGCUUGUGCGCAUUUUUUUAAAUUGCUGUUAUCAGUUGCACAAAAGGUAGUAAAAGCUGAUGAAAGAGUGAUUUGUUUUCUACUUUUUAACGUAAGACUGGCAGAAAAAUCGUUGUCUUGUUGCUCAAGAGGCUUUCAAUCCCCACCCUUGAGCUGUGAUUCAGCAAAUUCUCAGCGUAACCCUGAUCUGAAACCCGGGUUCCUCCUUGUCCUGUCCAGGCGGGGGUGGAUUUCUCCUAGACAAGCCAAUGAACAGAAGCUCAUUUAUUUAUUUAUGUGCUGAGGAGGAAACUUGCUCCACAGUCUCUCCACCUCUUCCUGCAAAAUGUUAGCUCUCUUUCGCACCAAUCACUUCGGGUCCUGAAUGAAAACAAGUGAGCAGCAGCGGAGCUGGGGUGUAGAAACUGCUGUGUUGAACAUCACUCCCUGACUCUGCUCCACACCUCAUCAAUAAUCGCUCUCACCUCACUUGAGCUACAGAGAGAAGCAAAAGCCGGCUGCCCGCGUUUCUUCAGCAAACCUAAGGCGCUCUUUCGGAGAGGCAGGACUGAGCACUCUGUUCGUUUCUGACCUCAUCGAGGAAAUACGCUUGCUUGCUAUUUUUUUUUUUUUGGCUGCUUUUCCCCUCCCUCCCCCCCCAGCUGCGGCAGUAUCUUGAUGGGGAAGCUGAUCUCCAAAGGCUGGCGGAAAAGAGAUGCUCGAGUUAUCAUGCUGGGGCUCGACUUUGCCGGCAAAUCCACCCUUCUGUACAAACUGAAGAGCGGCCAGGCUGUGGAGACCUGCCCCACAGUGGGAUUCAACGUGGAAUCUCUGCAAACACCCUGUGGCAUAUCUUUCACCCUCUGGGAUGUUGGCGGACAAGACAGCCUGCGGGCCAGCUGGCCCAACUACCUGGAGGACAUCAACACCCUCAUCUUCGUGUUUGACAGCACGGACAUGUCCCAGCUGGCCAAAGCAAUGGCAGCACUGGAGGAGGCCCUGAGCCACCCCGGCAUGGCUGGCAUCCCUGUGCUGCUCCUGGCCAACAAGCAGGACGUGCCAGGAGCGCUGGCUCCUGCCAAGCUGGGGGAGAUGCUGCGGCUGGGGGGGCUGGCAAAGCACCGCUGGAUGCUCCGGGGCUGCAGUGCCCACAGUGGCCAGGGCCUGCAAGAAGUCCUGGCCAUCCUGGGAAUGCUGCUGCGGGGCUCAGAGCAGAGCUCCUUAUCCCAGGAGCAGCCCAUUAUGGGGGUGGCAGAGAGGAGGUGAGCUCCAGAGCAAAGCUGAACCGCAAUGGACCCUUGCCACUCACGGCUGCCAGCAGGUUUGUCACGGAGGAUUCCAGCCUCCAGGCACCCCCUACAAGGAGCAGAGCUGAAGCUGGCACACACUGUGAAACACCCAGCUCCUCGCUGCCAAAAUCCACCAGGAGGAUCUCUGAGCAACACUUCCAUCAUGGAGCAGUUUUGGCUGCAUCUCUUGGACUCUCAUCUCUGCAGCUUGUCCCACUGUCACCGUGUUCCACUCAUCCACCGCUCGUGUGAGUCCAGAGGUUCAGCGAGGAUGUUUUUUAACACUUAUGAAUUAUAACAGAGGUGUGUGCAAGGGACAGAAGUUUUCUUCGUGCUUCAGCUCCCAGCCCAGAUGCACCUUAUCCAGAUGGGAUGAUCCCCACAUGGGGGGAGCUUGGAUGUGCCCCUUGCUGCUUCUGUCUCAGCAUGAAUCACAUGUUCAUUGGCUGGGAAUGCAGGAAGGCACUGAAAGGAAUGGCUGAUCGGGAGCAGCGUAAGCUCGGGAGUUCAAAUGGUCAAGCAACUAAUUGGUUUUAGUGUGGCAUGUACAGGUAUAAUAAUCUUCAGGCCAUGGAAGCAAGCUGGGAUUUGAUGGCGUAGUGCAGUUCAAGGAUGUAUGUAUAUUAAUUUAUGCUUUUCUUGUAAUGGUUCUUUCUUUCUCCAUUCAUCAUUUUUAUCAAAUAAUUAUUUCAUGAAAAUGGUCCUUCAUUUUCCUUGGAUUAUGUUUAAAUAUAAAGAAAUAAGACCUGACUUCAAGCUGCUUGGAAAUAUGUCUCUAUAGCCAGUCAACCUCUGAAUAUCCUCAUGGUGGUCUGAACAGCCAAGACAAAACCCUGUCUCUCAGACUUUUGAAACUGCAUGAGACCACUCCACAUGCAUUGGUUGUUAACCAUGGGCAACUUUGGGCACAGGCAGGCUGGUGACCAAAGAUGUCUCCACACUCAGCUGUGUCCAGGACAAAUGAAAACCUGGCAGCUCUCGGCAGGACCAGGUCCCAUGUGGCUGUGAUGGUGUUUGUCCAAACCUGCUCAACCUGCCUUUGGAAAGACCUAUAAAAUGUGUGCCAAGAUUCUGUUAGCCAGAGCUAAAAUUAAAAUACUUCAUAGUCCCUGCUUCAUUACUAAAUGAAUGUGGGAGGGAUGGGAUUCAACAUUUUUAUUUCUGUUUUCCAUUUCUGUUUCUAUUCAGAAAUCAGCUACUUUCAAGGAAUGGUAUACUCAGCCUAGAAAAAUCAAGGAGAAAUACACGGCAAAAUCCUCUUCUGUUCAUAGCAGAGCAUUUUACAGUUGUUAAAGAAUUAAUUGCCCAGCUGUUACUGGUGCUGUUAUUAGCCACACUUGGUAGACGGCAGCAGCUGGAAUAGAGAGCUCAAAGUCACAAAGAAACAGAAUCAGACAUUUAUAGGAAAGUCCCAAUAAAAUAAUCCUUCCCAAGUGUUUCAGCUGCAUUACUGUAGAACUACUACGGGCUAUAAAACAGUCCUGCAGCAUCUUUGUGGCCUAAGCAACCACAGUUAUAAGUGUAUUUAAACAGCACUGAAUCAUACAAUUAAUUACAUGACCUGUGUGCAUGGUGAGGAGGACAAAGUCACAUCCUCAAAUCUUUGCAGGUGACAUAAGCUGGCUGAUCUACCUCCAGCUUGCUGCAGGUGGUCGUUUUUUGCCUCAGCACACAAGGCUCCAACACACCUGUUGGCCAUUUUGGACAGGUGUUCUAGAGGCACAGCAUGAAAGGUUCUGUGCUGCAUUGACAUCCCAAAAAAAAAUUGUCCUUGUUGAGUUUGCUGGUGUUUUGGUCUUGUGUCUCACAUGGUGCUAAACAGAGAACAGUGCAUUAAGGUAAAUUCAACAGAGUCUGAAAGGCUGUUAUGGUGAUGUCUGCAUUGGACUCUAAAGGAUCGUCUGCUGGUAGCUAAAAGAGGCUCUGAAGCCUUCCCAUUUUCCUGAGUGUUUUUUAAGCUCUUAAAAAAAGAUAAAAAAUAGGCUCCUCUGGCAGCAAAUAGAGGUAACUGCCAGACUUUGGUAGACAUCACCAAUUAAAAAUGAAAACAGCAAGGUAGGAGGUGGGGAAGAAAGGGCAAUGGGAAUCCUGAUGAAGCAACAUUCCAGUUACUGAAAUUGUUCUCACUUCCCCUGAAGCAGUCAUUUGGCAAAACACCCCAUCUCAUGGGGCAUCAUGUGAUUUACCAUCCUUGUUUUCUGGGAUAAGGCUUUUCUGGACACUGGGUCACAUUACUCAGCCCAUUUUAUGCCAUUGUUCAGAGACUGCCAAAACAAUGAUGGGUCAUAACAUUUGAAAUAACAACACAGAGUACUUCUAAUACUUCUAAUGAUUUCUCUUUUCUCCUGUUUUGGACAGCUGCUAAAACAAGUCAGUCUAAUGAACACUGCACUUCUCUAAUCAAAGGCUUGCAGGACACUCACCCAACAGCACUUAAAUGUUUCGGUGUCAAAACUCCUGCCUGGCUCAAAGGGAGCAGCAUGGCAGUCUGCAGGAAGCAGCCAGCUCGAGGGAGGGAAGUUUGUUACCUCAGUCCUGGCAAUUCUGCAGGAGAGCUCCUGCCACGUGGAGAUAUUAAGCCCUAAAACACCUCUCCUUAUUGAUUUCAACCAGGAGACAACCCUCAAACUUAGUUUCCAUCUUCCUGGGCGUGUGAUCGAUGUCACAGUCUCGGCACUGAUUUACAGAAAUAGCACUGCUUCUCUCUGAAUAGCAGGUAAAAAGAAAAAUCAUUUGAACUUUGUUUCAGGUUCCUUACAAUUUGAAGCAUCCUUCAGGUUAUUUGUCCUAGAGCUCACUCUGGUUGCUCAAGAUCCCUUUUUAGAAACUUUUGCAGAUGCACUCUGGUGUGCAUUAACCUUUAUAGUGAUAUCAGCAGAAUCCAUAAUUGUGCAUUAAUCUCCUCAGCCACCCCUCCACUGAGAUGAGCAGUACAGGUAAUUAUCUACCCUUGGUUGGAGCUGUCACAGCAGCCUCCCUGCCCAUCCCAUUAGCAACUCCAGCCCCUGGGCCUCCCAUCACAUCUCUGUUUUGCAGGGAUCACUGCAGUGGGAGUUACCACCAUGUCUUGCUGUUUUUUCGAGGACACCAAGAUACCUCAUUGCUCUUUCACACUGUUUAUGAAAGGACAUAGCUUACUCCUCACUGAUUUAUUAACUUUUCUGUGGAACUGGUUUUUAAAUCAGCUUCCUGAGUAUGAACCCAGCACAGAUUUAUUUUUUAAUUCUCAUCAAGAAGUUUUCCAUCCACCUCCAGAGAACAGGAAAGCAGCAAACUGGGGAAAAAAAAAGGCGAACAACCAACAUUAAAAUCAGGAAGGACGAUUCAUCUUUUCUUCUUCACCAGCACAGGAAGGGUGACUCACCUUUUCCCUGCUCUCUUCACAGCUUCCAUGUUUCAGCCAGUCCAUGGCACUAAACAGUUUCUACUUUGCACAGUAGCUGAUUUCUGCUGCUGGCAUUGCUGCUUUAUUUUCAGAUGCAGCUACGUGCCACUUGUCCUGCAGCUUCUGGUGGAGCUUCCCUGAUGGGUUUCAGUAUUGCUGAGUGGGAUCAGAGGGGAACCAUGAGAUCCCAGGGCUGCAGGAUGAGGGCAUGGAUGGUUGCCAAAAGUAUUCAAAGAGGGAACGGGCAGGCACAGGGUGCAUGAGAGGGAUCUGUGACCGGAUGUAAGACCGGGAGGGGGAGUGUUUGGGCAGCAGCCCAACCUGGAAAACGCUCAGGGGAAGAGAGGUCAGUAAGAAUUUCUUCUAAGGCUACAAAGAGCUUUCUUUUCAGAUACAAUAUGGAGAAAAAAUAUUCCAAUCCCUCUUUUUUUUUGUUAGCAGACAGACUGUAUAAUGCAGUGAAAUGUCUUAAUUUUUGGUUAAUACACCUAAUAGCUGUAAAUUCUUUCUCUUAAAGAAACCCUCAAAUACCACCUAUAAAGAUUGCCCACAGGUAACUCACCAACAAAAAAACAAGGAGCAAAACCACAUGAGAAGCCAUCUCUUAAAAAAAUCAAAACUGGUGCCAAAUGGUAUUAAAAGCCGGCCAUGCAAUAAUGAUUAAGACAAAUGACAAACUACUGUUCAAUACAUCACAGGCUUCAAAGGUUAAUUAACUGGCCUUCAUCUAAGCUUCCCCACACUUGAUUUUUCUCAUGAUGCAUUUGCUUGAGUGAAGCCCUGAGCCUGCCACCUGGAUAUUGUUAAAAAUGCCAGGUGAAGGCUGGGGUUUGGGUUAGGAACUCAGUGAUGCAUCCAUGGCCAGGAGUGCAUCAUCCCCCAUCUCAUACUUCACACAGUGUGACUUGCAUAAAAUUCCUGCCAAAAGUAAAAAAAAAAAGGAUAAUUAACCAACUGCUAUGACCCAGACCUGACAAGUGUAUUCUCCUCUGCCUGUGCUCCACCUGCCUCUCUGGGGUCAGACCCAGAAACAGAAACUUCUGCUCCAACCGCAGCAGGACACUUCUCCCCUCCAAAGUUCUAAUGCUGUAAGCCAGACCAGCACUGCUGGAGUCUGAGACACAGAGUGUGUGCCCUUGAUUCUGAUGCUUAGCUCUAAGAUCCAGAAAAACACUGAAUUUCAUACAUCAUGAAAUUGAUGAGAAUGUUUUCAUGGUGAUACUUGUAAACAAUUGUUAAAGCUAAAUAGAAAAAGCCAAAAGUGUGAGUGUGUAGAUUGGAAAGAUUUCUUAAGUCACUGGGUGAAAAAGUUAAAGUUUAGAGUUUAAAAUAGUUUAGAAAGCAGAAGACAAGAUGGAGGAUUUAGUGUUGUUUCUUUUACUUCUUCUUCAUGUUAUUCUAGAGCGUUUUGGGUAAUAGUAGGUGAUUGGAUAGAAAAUGCUGCAGUGCAGUACGCAGGUGUUGGGUCAUUGGGUCAUUAAGAAAAAUAAUAUACAUGUCUAUUGUUAAUUAGAUAAGAAUGAGUAUAAAGAUAAAAGAACUGCGUGGUUCGAGGUUCGGGGCCAUUUUGUAUCUUCAAAGGCCUAAGUGAGCCACAAGGCCAUUUUGUACCAUCAGAAAGAAAUGAGCCAGAUUGCAGUGAAUUGAACUUGUACAGAUAGUCUGGAGAGACUUGCCAAGUUUUGUGAUAACAUCCUAAUAAACACGAGAAACAAGA
This is a messenger RNA of Parus major (Great Tit), 8148 nucleotides long. RefSeq names its product ADP ribosylation factor like GTPase 11 (gene ARL11). NCBI's taxonomy places the organism in Eukaryota, Metazoa, Chordata, Aves, Passeriformes, Paridae. The record is from RefSeq and is a predicted model, not a curated record. Gene Ontology annotation, biological process: vesicle-mediated transport; intracellular protein transport. Gene Ontology annotation, cellular component: cytoplasm. Gene Ontology annotation, molecular function: GTPase activity; GTP binding. Bases 2436 to 3023 code for a protein of 195 amino acids. The transcript has a single exon.